Molecule: messenger RNA, 1671 nt
Organism: Vitrella brassicaformis
Lineage: Eukaryota; Vitrellaceae
Source: the annotation of a GenBank genome assembly
CCCCAACAAUGCAGUGUCAGAAGCGGACAGAUUGCACACACGGCAACCCGAUCAUAGGGGAGCUCUUCCACAGCACUCAAUGGAGAAUCCACAGCGACCGACUCCGCAAGAGCAGGCCCCAAAUCGACACGGCCGUGCCGCUGUCCACCGUCUACUCCCGCGGGCUGCCCAAGGACUACCCCUACCAGCAGAACAAGAAGAAGGAGGCAGCCUACCAGAACUACAAGAUGCUGCAGAGCAUCGCCAAAACCAUGACAAGGGUGCCGCAGCUGCCUGAGCGGAUCAAGGGGUGCCCGCCCAGCCUCAACAGACACGCACGGCAGAAGGAGCUGUUCCGCAUCAUGGGCGAGAACCAGGUGAACAAACCAAGCCAGAGUGGAUGAGUCAUGCAGCCUUCUGCUGUGUGACUACUUGCAGAGGUUGUUGCACCGGUUGGAGACGUGCAAGUCGGUCUAUUCCGUGCAGAAGCUCAAGGAGGAGCGCAAGGUGCAGCUCAAGUAUAGAUUCAACUGCAGCUAUGCGUGCAGGAGACAAAAGAUGGGCAGUGGCGCUUGUGGUACGCUGCCACCUCUCGACGCCAGCAAGCGCUUCCGCGGCUUCCAUUCCUCUCGAGCUAAAGCCCAGUCCUCUCCAUCACAGUCCCAUGCCUAUCCGGGAUCAGCUGUGCAUUCGCCGGGCUCCAAAAGCUGUCCUGUCCUCCCCCCUAUCGAAGCGCAAGACUCGUCUGCAGAGCCGCCGCCCCCUGCUGCUGCAGCUGCUACCGAGAGUGACUUCCCCCCGCCCCCAGAGGAGAUCGACGGCGAAGACGGCGGCCUGCCUGAUCCCUACGGGCCUGACUUCGUCACGCCAUCGAAUGAGUCUCCGGUGCCCUCCUCUGCGUCACUCACCGGCCGUGGCCGCUCAUCGCGCGUGUCUCGAGGGUCCAAGAGCAGCAAUGGCAGGCCGCCAACCAGCAGUGUGGCUGGAGGGGGGAAAGGAGAGAGGGGUCUUGCCAAGGACAGUGCUGGUGGUGGCGAGAGGGAAAGCGACGACGCUGAGGCUGUGCUUGCGGCCAUGCCACCGCCUCCCGACAGACCGCCGGGCCGGAGAGGCGGCCCCUCACAUUUGAGGGUGGAGACGGGCGAUGAGGGCCGGGGGCCGGUGCCGCUGAGAGCGACAGAGGAGGGUGCCCGGCUGGCACCGCAGAAGCAGAGGAAAGCCGGUGAGAAGAAGGCCAAACAGAGGGUGAAGGAGGAGCACUGGAAGGACAAGCAGCUGGCGGCUCUGCUGAACGAGCUGGACGGUGCCAACCCGUACUAUGAGGAGGUGUCUGUGGGUGAAGGUGAGUCGAGGGCGCAGGGGGUUCUGCAGAGGGCGCAGCUGGAGAAAGAGCAUGAGCGGUCCCGGCUGAUGCAGUCUCAGGACAGGCCACACAUGGCUGGCAAGAGGAUGCCCAGACGGUGAGUGAUUGUUGGACUGAUGGUCGGGCGGGUAUAUGGAAGUGCGGAUGUCUCGAUUCGUUUUCUUUCUUUCGGUGGCCAUGUGGUGUCUGUUCUGACGUACUACUAUUAUAUGGCUGGUUGAAAUCGCACCCUCCGAUUGUACUGUCCCAUCCGUCCAUCAUGAGACAUGACUCACGGGGGUGCGUGCAGCACCGCAGCAAAAAUAUUACUAAAUGCACACAGCAUCCAC